Ixodes scapularis (black-legged tick) is the source of this 750-nucleotide messenger RNA. RefSeq lists its product as uncharacterized. The record is from RefSeq and is a predicted model, not a curated record. NCBI's taxonomy places the organism in Eukaryota, Metazoa, Arthropoda, Arachnida, Ixodida, Ixodidae. The transcript has a single exon. The coding region runs from base 1 to 750 and encodes 249 amino acids.
AUGGUACUGAACAAAGAAUUGUUGGCUGCAUUUGAGGAUAUAAAAAAUGAGUUCAAAGCAGAGCUCAAGGUUUUUGGAGAAAAUUUUGAUAGAGAAAUUCUAAAGGAUCCGCGGGACGUUAAGGCGAGCUUAAAGUUUAUAAAUCAGAUGUAUGAGGAAAUGAAAACCCAGGUCAAGGUCGUACAGGAUGAGAACAGGGAACUGAAAAAGGACAAUGCCUGGCUCCAGACGACGUGUGACGAACUUGCAGUCCGUAUGAAGGAUAGCGAGACGCGUAUACUGAGUUCAGAGCAGUGUUUUCGAAAUGCAAACAUUGAAAUAAAAGGGGUACCCACAGCGCAAAAUGAGAAUCUGUCCAUGCUACUGGAACAAAUAGGUGGCCAAAUUGGCAUACCAAUUACAAAAGAAGACAUCGAGAUAUGCCAUCGAGUACCCAUCGCACACAGCACUACCGACAAAAACAUCGUCGUGCAGUUCGUUCAUAGAGCCAAACGAAACAAUGUACUAGAGGAAGCAAGACGCCACAGGUUUACUGGAACAAAAAUCGGAUUAACGUCAAACGAGCCCAUUUACAUCAAUGAUAACCUCUGCUCUCAGCUGAAGAGGCUCCUUGGUCAAACUACCAGCAAAAAAAGGGAGGCGAAUCGGAAGUUUGUCUGGGUUAGAAACGGCCAGAUCUUUGCACUGAAGGCAGUUGGCACUCCGACUUUAAAAAUCAUGACUUGUGACGGCCUCUCCAAAAUCGUUUAA